AUGGGGUUCCCUAUUCUACCAUUUUUCACUUCCAGUGAGGAACUGAAAACUGUUGCUGGCUCCAAACCGUACCUUGGUCUUACGGGCCAAGCAUUAUUGGACUUGACUAAGGUUUCGGUCGAUGAUGCAAUUGCGUUUAUUGAAAACAACUCUGCUUACAAGUUUGUGUGUGGUCUCCUCGGCGCAAGCAACACUUUAUCUGAUGAUGAUGUUGUCCGUCUCCUGAACAACGGGGUUUCCGUUUUGUUCUUGCAAGACUGCAGCAUGGCUGCACCCUUGGUUCAGCUAGGCGUCCCCAAAGAAAGACUAGCGGUCCUCGAAGGUGCCACUUACACUUGCAAUUUCGGAGUUGUUCAAAAAUUCAGUACCAGCCAGAUCGUCGAGGCAUCCGCGCUCUCUACUGAUAAGCUAGCUGAUGCGUUAUUCUCAAGCUUGAAGACUGAUCGUGAUGACAAACUGUACACAACUCUUGUUGUGGACACUCACGAACGUUGUUUAGGGCUGGUUUAUUCAUCCAAAGAAUCUAUUAAGCAGGCUUUCGAACAGCAAGUCGGCGUGUACUACUCUCGCUCCAGAAACGAGAUUUGGGUCAAAGGCCUCACAUCUGGUAACACGCAAAAGUUGGUUAACAUCAACAUAGACUGUGACGGAGAUGCACUAAAGUUUGUUGUUGUUCAAGAGGGCAAGAAAUCUGACUUCUGUCACCUGAACACUACCUCAUGUUACGGUGAGUUCCAGCAGGGACUGGUUGGGCUUGAGGGCUUGUUGCGUCAAAGGCUGGAGAACGCUCCUGAAAAGUCUUACACGCGCAGACUGUUCAGUGAUCCUGAGCUUCUUACUGCUAAGAUAAAAGAAGAGGCUGAGGAGCUAACUGAGGCGGCUGACAAAAAAGAGGUGGCCUGGGAAGCUGCUGAUCUAUUUUACUUUGCUAUGGUGAAGUUGGUUGCUAGCGGCGUUUCUCUUGACGAUGUCGAGAGGAACUUGCAUGUCAAACACUUGAAAAUUACAAGAAGAAAGGGUGACGCUAAGGAGAAAUUCUUGCAGAAAAAACCAUCUGAGGAAUCUAAGGCCGAGGCUGCAGCUGAGACUGUUGACGACGGUUCUAUCAGCUUAAAUGUUGUUUCUGACCAGGACAAAAAAGGGGUUUCAGAAGCUUUGAGUAGGCCUAUCCAGAAGACGGCGGACAUCAUGCACCUGGUUAAUCCUAUUGUGGAAAGAGUACGCAAUGAAGGUGACAAGGCUCUGCUCGAAUUUACUCAGAAGUUUGACGGUGUUAAACUUGACUCUCCUGUUCUAGAGGCGCCCUUCCCAAAAGAGUACUUUGAAGGAUUAACCGAUGAAAUGAAAGAAGCUCUGGACUUGUCAAUGGAAAAUGUUCGCAAGUUCCACGAAGCUCAACUGCAAAAAGAAACUCUGGAAGUGGUCACUCAACCUGGUGUUGUGUGCUCACGUUUCCCUCGCCCUAUUGAAAAAGUCGGCCUAUACAUUCCAGGAGGUACUGCCGUGCUUCCUAGUACCGCUCUGAUGUUGGGUGUACCAGCUCGUGUUGCAGAAUGUCAGGAAAUUGUUUUCGCCUCCCCUCCACGCAAGUCUGAUGGCAAGGUGUCCCCAGAGGUCGUCUAUGUGGCUCAGAAGGUGGGUGCGUCCAAGAUCGUCCUCGCUGGUGGCGCACAAGCUGUUGCCGCGAUGGCCUACGGUACCGAAUCGAUUCCUAAGGUUGAUAAAAUUCUUGGUCCAGGCAACCAAUUCGUCACAGCUGCUAAGAUGUAUGUGCAAAACGAUACACAAGCGCUGUGUUCCAUUGACAUGCCUGCUGGACCUAGUGAGGUUCUAGUGAUUGCAGAUGAGAAGGCUGAUGCUGAUUUUGUGGCUUCCGAUUUGCUGUCGCAGGCCGAGCACGGCGUGGACUCGCAAGUGAUUUUGGUGGGUGUCGCCUUGAGCGAAAAGAAGGUCGCUGAAAUCCAAGACGCAGUUCACCGCCAAGCCUUGGAGCUUCCUCGUGUUGACAUUGUUCGCAAAUGUAUCGCACACAGUUCGAUCAUUCUCUGCGACUCUUACGAGACCGCUUUCGACAUGUCUAAUGACUACGCACCAGAGCACUUGAUUUUGCAGAUCGAGAAUGCUCAAGAUUAUGUCAAGUUGGUGUUCAAUGCUGGUAGUGUUUUCGUUGGCGCUUACACCCCCGAGUCCUGUGGUGACUACUCCAGUGGUACGAACCACACUCUGCCUACCUAUGGGUACGCCAGACAGUACAGCGGUGUCAACACCUCCACUUUCCAGAAAUUUAUUACUUCUCAAGUUGUGAACCCACAAGGUCUGGAGAAUAUCGGCCGCGCUGUUAUGAGCGUAGCUAAGGUUGAAGGCCUGGAUGCUCACCGUAAUGCGGUCAAAAUUAGAAUGCAGAAGCUAGGCUUGCUGCCAGAGAGCUUCCAGUAA
Molecule: messenger RNA, 2436 nt
Organism: Lachancea thermotolerans CBS 6340
Lineage: Eukaryota; Fungi; Ascomycota; Saccharomycetes; Saccharomycetales; Saccharomycetaceae
Gene: HIS4
Product: trifunctional histidinol dehydrogenase/phosphoribosyl-AMP cyclohydrolase/phosphoribosyl-ATP diphosphatase
Exons: 1
Coding region: 1-2436 (811 amino acids)
Biological process (GO): L-histidine biosynthetic process
Cellular component (GO): cytoplasm
Molecular function (GO): phosphoribosyl-ATP diphosphatase activity; phosphoribosyl-AMP cyclohydrolase activity; histidinol dehydrogenase activity
Source: RefSeq, a predicted model, not a curated record